This is a messenger RNA of Recurvomyces mirabilis, 483 nucleotides long. RefSeq names its product multiprotein-bridging factor 1 (gene MBF1). Gene Ontology annotation, cellular component: nucleus. Bases 1 to 483 code for a protein of 160 amino acids. Gene Ontology annotation, molecular function: DNA binding. The transcript is spliced from 2 exons. Lineage: Eukaryota; Fungi; Ascomycota; Dothideomycetes; Mycosphaerellales; Teratosphaeriaceae. The record is from RefSeq and is a predicted model, not a curated record.
AUGUCUGAAGACUGGGAAUCCGUGACGAAGAUUGGUAGCAAGGCUCGAGGACCAGGCGCCACAACAAGAGAGACCACAGUCAAAGGCAAGACCGCUCUAAACGCCGCCCAACGUAGCGGAGCAAUUACAGGCACAGAAAAGAAAUACGCGAGCGCAAACGCAAGCGGCAACCCAGAAGGCCAACACCUAACCAAAGUCGAUCGAAGCGACGACAUCGUCAAGACGAAAAAAGUCCCCGACGAAGUCUCCAAAGCCCUCAUGCAAGCCCGCAAUAACAUGAAGAAUGCCAAAGGCAACACGAUGACGCAGAAGGAGUUGGCGACGAAGGCGAACGUGGAUCCCAAGGUGAUUUCGGAUCUGGAGCGGACGGGGGCGGAUUUCCCGGCUAUGGAUGCGAUUCAGAAGGUGCAGAAGGCGGCGAAUGUUAGGUUGACGGGGAAAGAUAUCGGGGGGCCGAUGCUUGGCCCUAAGAAGAAGACUUGA